Molecule: messenger RNA, 4062 nt
Organism: Acipenser ruthenus (sterlet)
Lineage: Eukaryota; Metazoa; Chordata; Actinopteri; Acipenseriformes; Acipenseridae
Product: immunoglobulin superfamily member 3-like
Exons: 10
Coding region: 33-3569 (1178 amino acids)
Source: RefSeq, a predicted model, not a curated record
GUGAAGUCUAGGCACUUCAAUGAGGUGUCAAGAUGGUGCGGUUUAAUAUUGCCAUGAAUCAUCAGAGAACCUCUCUGCUGUGUUUUCUUACUUUCCUUCUGUUCUGGGAUUACUCUGCUAGCCAGAGAACAGUCCAAAUACAACAGGGACGGCUUUACAGAGCAAAGGGCUAUCCAGUGACCAUAGCGUGUAAUGUGAGUGGAUAUGAAACAAACACACAACAGGAGUUUGAAUUCUCUUACUUCAGCCCCGACAAUCCACAACAAGAAAUAAACAUAAUCAGCACAAAGGACACCAACUUUGUCUAUGCUAAAUAUGGAGGAAGAGUUAGGCAAAACGACAUUUUCAUUGACAGACGCUCCAAAGACUCAGUUUUGCUCCACAUUAGAAAACUAGAAGAUGGCGAUACAGGAGAGUAUGAAUGUCAUACUCCAAACACUGAUUCGAAAUACUUUGGAACCUACAACGACAAAAUGAACCUUACAGUCAUCGAUGACACACUUGAUGCAACACUGGGUGAAGAGACUCUUAAUAAAUUUGAAGGGGACCCUCUGCAGUUGAAAUGUGAGGUAUCAAAACAAACCCUCCAGCACACACACAUAUCAGUGACCUGGUACCUUAAUAAAACACAGGAUCUGAGACUUCCAAUCAUCUCACUGAUGAGGGGUUUUGUCUUGAACCCUGGAAGUGAAUACAGAGUCAGGUAUGAAGCAGGACACAUCGGAUUGGAUAAGAUCGGGGAGACAACCUACAGGCUGAGUAUCUCCCAGCUGCAGCAAUCAGACCAGGGGCAGAUCUACUGUGAAGCCAACGAGUGGAUCCAGGAUCCGGACAGAUCCUGGUACCAAAUUGCUUCAAAAACAACAGCAGCCAUUACUGUUAAUGUUCAGAGUGUGGUGAAAGAUUUCAAUACACAGAUUGUGACCAACCAAGGACCACUUAAAGAAGGAGACACUUUAGAGAUAAGAUGCACAGUGGAAGCUCAAAAUAUUCCAGACCGCUACUUUUCAGUGGUUUGGUUAAGAAACAAUGAGGAAAUGGCCAGCUUCGGACCUACUGGUGUACCGGACAUUGGGGAUAGCUACAGAACCAGAGAGAGCAAUAGGCAGGUGAAAGUCGUCAAAAAAAGUAACAACGACUACUUAUUUAUAGCCUACCAUGUCAGCAAAGAGGACAGUGGAUCAUAUCAAUGCAGAGUUACCGAAAUGGAGAAAGGAUCAGGUGAAAAUUUCAUAGGCAAGACACCAAAAUCUUCAUCUGAAGUAGUGCUUGAUAUCCGCCCUUUACCAAGCAACCUAAGUGUUGUUGUUUCAAGUAACACAGUUGAUAUUACUGAAGGAGAUUCUCUUCACUUUGACUGCAAGGUCACGGGUUCACAAGGGCAUCUGUCAGUCACCUGGCGACUCAGCCAGGAUCAUGAUAUCAUUACCCUGAACCAGAUUGGUGUGCUACAGCCUGGCAGCUCAUACCAGGAGCGCAUUAGGAGUGGAGACAUCCGCGUGGACAGAGUAAGCCAGGAGCUAUUCACCCUGGAGAUUUCCAACUCCCUGGCUUCAGACCAGGGCACAUACAUGUGCGUUGUGACAGAGUGGACUAUCGAGGCCAAUGACAAGUGGAAGCAAGAGGAAAGCAAGUUCCACAAAGUUGCUGUUACAAUAACCUUGCUAAGGUCAGUCCUAACUGCAGAGCUGAAGAGUCGCACAAUAAAUGUCAAAGAUACUGAAAAUAUAACUCUGCGAUGCAAAGUCAAAGGACCCAAGGUUCCACUAACCAUAACCUGGACAUUCAUGGCCAAGGGGUCACAAACAGAGAACAUAGUGGCGAUCCACUAUGAUGGUAAAACCACCUGGGGGGAAAAAACUAGUAACUUUAAAUUCAAAACCAUAGUGGAGAAGACAGAAACUGACUCUAAUUUAAAAAUCACAAGGGCCAGCUCAACAGAGAUGGGGAAAUAUCAAUGUGUGGCAGAGGCGUGGAUAAAUAAAGUACAGUUGGCAACUGUUUCUUCCAAUGAUUUAGAAGUGAUUGUCAGUAAACCAGUCAGCAAGCUGUCCAUCUCCAGUGAGCCUUUGACUAUUAAGAGUAAAGCGAAUGCUAAUGUGGAGAUAGAAUGUAACAUUACAGCCAGUACCUAUGAGGACUCCCAGUUUGAAGUGACCUGGUAUGCCAGUAAGUAUGACAAGGAGCUCAGCAAUAAAACAAUUCUGAAAACCGACCGCAACAACAUCCUAAUGCCAGGAGAACUGAUGAACUCACACGAGAUGAAGAAUAAAUACCAAAGCAAGAGGUGCUCCGGAAGUUCCUACAAGCUGAGCAUUCUGCAGACUGAUCUUACUGACUCUGGAAAAUACUACUGUGUUGUAGAAGAGUGGUUGCAGGAUGCCAACAACAGCUGGUAUACUCUGGAUAAAAAGAGCGUUGAAAUAGAAGUCGACAUUGCAUCUAUAGAGAAUAAGUUACAAGUCUCAAAAACCAACACCACCACGAUAGUCCAUGAAAACAAGGAAUUCAAGGUUAACUGCACCUUCAGCAAUGAAGUUCAGUCAACUUCUCAGUUCUCUGUUAUUUGGUAUUAUCAGAAUUCCAGUUAUACCAAGAAACCCCUUCUGAAACUUAAGCCGAAUUCUAUGUUUGAAUUUCUGGGAGGAGACAAAGAACUGAUGAAGAGAAUGCAGUUCUACAGUCCUUCUGUUGGGACUUACAGUCUGGUGAUACAGAAGGCUGAUGUUGGUGACAGUGGCUUUUACUCAUGCCAGGUAGAUGAGUGGAUAAUGAACUCCAAGAAUCAAUUGCAUUUCCAAUCUAGUGAUGUAUCGGGCUUCACUAAUGUUGAAAUACAUCAUCCAGAGAAGAAACUGCAUGUGGUUAAAAGUGAUGUAAGCAUCUCCUUAGUGGAGAAGCAGGGUAGCUUUAAAUUGAAGUGCAGCAUUGACUCCAUCUCAAGCAGAGAGUCCACGUUUGAGGUAACCUGGUGGAAGAGGACUGAGCAAGGAGAGAACCAGGCCAUUUUUAUAGCACAGCGCAAUUCUACAUUACGUUUCCUAAAUGGGACCAAGAGCAGUUUACUGUUCGAAAGACCCACUGCCAAGCUGUAUACCCUAACUGUGCAAAGGGCAGAAGUUACGGACAGUGGGAGCUAUUACUGCCACGUGAAGGAGUUGCUGCUCUCCCCAAGAAACCAGUGGCAUGAAAUUGCAGCAGAUACUUCUGGAACUUCAACAGUUAACAUAAAGCAAGAAGAGCACAGCAUCUUCUCUACAGUCUGCGCCUCACAGUCUCUGUUCAGCUUUGUCUUCAUCUACCCCUUCAUCGUUAUUGUGCUUCUGAUAAUGGUCAUAUUAUAUUUAUAUUACAAGUUAUGGAAAGCGGGGGGCACUCACAAGUCAUGCAAGGAAAAUGGCCCAUCUCUCUGGCCAGAAGGGGAUCCACUUAAAUUUUUCAAUGAGAUAGAUGCCCAAGAUGAAAAUCCAAACAGUGGUGAUGUAGAAAUGAACAGUGGCACGCGAGAAUUAACUAACUUCCUCAGCUUUGAUUCGGAAAGGAGUAACAAUUCACAAAAAGUGUCCUAAAAAACAUGGCUAGUCCAAGAUUAGUGCAAACCGGGGUCUGUGAAACUAGUCGUCAAUUAUUAAAUAUUCAGUAUACCAAAAAGUGUAUUGGUAUCUUGACCUAUACUACCCUUUUCUGUUAUAAAACUGCAUUUUAUAUGUAUCUUUAACAGAGCCAAAGCCUUAAAACAAAAAUAGAUUUAAAAAAAGCUUUUUGGGUCACCUUAAAAGUGUCACUAUAUUUAUAUUACUUUAUCAGAGCAAAUACCUGUUAACUACUUCCUGUCAGAAACUCCAAGCAAGCUUUUGUAUGUUUUUAAAGAAGGGGAACUUUACUAGCUUAAUAUAUAAUGUACAGUAUAUUAAUGCAUGGCGAUUUGUGUCAAAAAUGUACUUAUGUACAUGGUGUAAAGGCACUUUUCAAGAUCGAUCAAAAUGCUUUCAUAUUGAGGCCUUUGAAAACUGUUGUUUUGUUCCUUUGGAUAACAUUUUGAAGUACUUCUCCAUUUUUUUU